AUGGACUACCAAUCCAUUAAUGCAGGGCCUGUGAAGAAAUUAAACUGGUUGGAUCUUCCACAUGACCUGACUUUGAUGAUCAUUGGAAAACUUACGACAUUUGAGAUCUUAACUAGUACUCAGUUCGUGUGCCCCAAAUGGCAACGCAUCUGCAUGGAUCCGCUCUUGUGGCGCACCAUCAGCAUGUGCCAUAUUGGGAUUCGCAAUUCAGUGGACUAUAAAUUGGAGAAGAUGUGCCGCCAUGCAAUUGAUCGUAGUUGUGGCCAGUUGAUAGAUAUAAGUAUUGAGUACUUUGACAAAGGAUUAUGUGAGAUUGCUGAAAAACUUCCAUUGUUGGAGGAACUUGAUAUUACUCUUUGUUCCCGUGUCUCUAGUAUUGCUAUAGAAGCAAUUGGCCGAGGUUGUCCUCUUCUAAAAUCAUUCAAGUAUAAUAACAAUGGUGGCGAUAACGAAGAAGCAUUGGCUAUUGCACAAAAUAUGUCCAACUUACACCAUCUCCAACUUGUUAGAAACUACUUCGACAAUAGUGGCUUGAGCGCCAUUCUUGAUGGUUGCCCUCAUCUUGAAUCUCUUGAUUUACGCUUGUGUCACGAUGUCGAGUUGGAGGGGGAAUUGAGGACAAGAUGUGAUGAACAAUUAAAAGAUUUGAGGGAUCUGAAUGCACCUCUUGAUGACUUUAAAUUUUGUGGACUAUGCUUUGAAAUUGCAUACGAUGAUGCAGUAUUUGACUAUCUAAACGAGAAGCGGGUUCAAGAACAAGAAUACUCUGAGAUCGCAUCUGAUGAUACAAUAUAUGAGUAUCAAGAAAAAGAAAAUUUGGAUGAAGCAGAUUGGGAGGAGAAAUAUGCUAUAUGGGAAAGUAUCAAAAAUCCAAGAUUAUGCUCCCAGAAGAACUUCCCAAAAAGAAAUCCUAUCAACACCUUCAUGGAAGACCACCAAUCACCCUGCGGCUUCUUCCUCUCCCAUCUUCCACACCAGGUUCAACUCGUUGAGGUCAACGCCGCAGUAGUCGUUGAACUCGAGUAUCUCAAUAUAUGGCUUGGGAUGGCGAGGUGGGAGCUGGUAUGCAACAAAGAAGUUUAA
Messenger RNA from Arachis duranensis, 1083 nucleotides. Its product is annotated as putative F-box/LRR-repeat protein 23. Bases 1 to 1083 code for a protein of 360 amino acids. The record is from RefSeq and is a predicted model, not a curated record. The transcript is spliced from 5 exons. Gene Ontology annotation, molecular function: protein binding. NCBI's taxonomy places the organism in Eukaryota, Viridiplantae, Streptophyta, Magnoliopsida, Fabales, Fabaceae.